AGAACCGUACAAAUUAAAGAAGAAAGAAGGUAAAACCCAGUUUUCAAUCAAAUCGCGUUCUUCAUCUUGGUUCGAUUUGAAGACAAAAAGGCCUUUAUAUUCUUAAAAUUUGCUGGGAAAUUGAAAAAUGGCAAAAUCUUGCAAAGGUUUGGCCAUGGAACUGGUAAAGUGUCUAAGUGAGUCAGAUUGUGUUAAGGUCGAGAAGCGUUCAUUUAGGGAAUGUGCUGGAGAAAAAAGCCCUUGUAUUCCUAGCGAAUGUGUUGGACUCAGAGAAACUUAUUUCAACUGCAAAAGAGGACAGGUUGACAUGAGAGCUAGGAUCCGUGGAAACAAGGGCUACUAAGUGAAUGGUCAACUCAAAUUGUCCUUAUGUCGUCUCUCCCUGAAUUUUGUUUGAUAAUGACAAAAAACUGUUCGACGAAUUUCCCAUUUCCCUUCAUUUUCUAGUUUAGUUACAGUGAGGUACAUUACCUAACCAUAUUGGUAUUUUAAAGCAUCUGGCAGAAUUAGUUAA
Molecule: messenger RNA, 514 nt
Organism: Hibiscus syriacus
Lineage: Eukaryota; Viridiplantae; Streptophyta; Magnoliopsida; Malvales; Malvaceae
Product: mitochondrial protein pet191 homolog
Exons: 5
Coding region: 128-343 (71 amino acids)
Biological process (GO): mitochondrial respiratory chain complex IV assembly
Cellular component (GO): mitochondrion
Source: RefSeq, a predicted model, not a curated record